This is a messenger RNA of Porites evermanni, 2176 nucleotides long. NCBI's taxonomy places the organism in Eukaryota, Metazoa, Cnidaria, Anthozoa, Scleractinia, Poritidae. The record is from the annotation of a GenBank genome assembly.
AUGCACUGCGUCUAUAAUAUUUCACUUCCACAUGGCAAGGUGCAAAAGCUUACGUUUCAAAUAUUUGAACUGGCGUUUGAUCAAGAAUGCAGGUGAGAGUACUAUUUGUUGAUUAAGCCCGUUUUCCAUAUAAUCUGUAAAGGCCUGCGGUAGCCAAAAGCUCUAUUACCAUAUUUGUCAGUUCUAGCUCUUUGCCGACAGAGUAGUGAACGUGAGGCUUCAGUCUGCAGUCUUGUCUUCAAGGAGAAUCUUCAAUUCAAUCCUCUUCUCAACUGAAAGCUAGUGCAAUUUUUUUUUCUCUAAACUUAAGUAUUCCAUUAGGUAUGUCAUAGGUAUCUGAUCAAGAGAUGACAUUUUAAGUCCAUUAUACGAAAGAUAGUUUCGCAUGUUCCGAUUAAUUGAUCUCAUCACCAGAUUAGCUUGCGGAGCAAUACGCAUAGCCGAAGGGUAACAAGAACAUCAUAAUUCGGAUGUUUAAGGUUGAUAGAAACAUAAACUUGACUAUCUUCAGCAUAGAACAUGUUUGUCUAUACCUGACUGAAAAAACGUUGUCGCUUGAAAAGUAUAAACCAUGAAAGGUGGGACCUAAUGGAUUUAUGGGUUCUUUCCAGAAGUGUUUACACAUCGAAGCUUCCAAACGGUCGUCGCCGUUCUGCCUUCUGAUCGGGCAGAAAAACAAAAGUUUUCUGGCACCAAUCAGAAGUCAGAACGGCGGCGACCGUUUGGAACUGGUCUGGUAAGACAGUGUCCCCAGGGGCUCUUCUCGCCGUUCUUUACUUUUCUUCGUGCCACAUUUUUCCGCCCGUUUAGACUAUCCCUCGCCCCCACUAUCUGCCCCUGGGUCUCCGAGGAUGCAAGGAUACCAAUCUUUCCGCUGAAAACGCUAAGUUCACGAAACGGUCGUCAUUUUUGUGUUGAAAAACCAACAAAAGUGUCAUCACCAUACAGAUAUGUAUCCUGAACAGAAGCAUAUAAAAGGAAUUUGUUUAUUGCCAACCCGUAAAUGCUGAAUAUUUCCUUCGCAGAUUCGACUACUUGAACAUUUCAGAUGGUGAUAAUUUUAUUGGCCAAUACUGCGGUGACCUAACGGGAAAAGUUAUUUUUGUUUCACGAGACUAUCUGGUGUUGACAUUUCACUCCGAUGAGGUAUUUGAUCCUAACAAAAGAGGAUUCGAAAUAAUUUUUGCGGAAGAUGUUAACGCGCCUGGUAAGUGAAUACAAAAAUCAACAUCUAUAAUUCAAUACACAGUCAAGAGAAAGGUUAUGAAAAUAUAUAUGAUCACCGAAGGGAAACUACUUUGUUCUUAUAUCAUAUGGAAAUGAACGGAGAUCACAGUGGAGAAUAUGUUCGCGGAGUUUCCAGUUUUCCUUGUCUGCAAGUAUAAUGGUCAAGGAAAAGACUGAAAAGAUUCAGUGUUAUUUUGAGAUUGCUCUCGAAAAAAGGACCGGCUUAGUGUUGAAUAACCUAAACUAGCCGACAUUUUGUGACCCCACAACUGGUUUUCCGGCUAAAUGACGCCUGCAGAAAUUCGAUACUGAUCACGUGUCACUACCCAGAGCUGGGUAGUGCUUCUCAUAGGUUGUCGCAAACGAAAUUUGCCUCAGCCAGUCAGAAGCACUACCCAGAUCUGCGAAAUGACACAUCAUCAGUGUGGAAUUUCUACAGUCGUUCUUCAGACUUCACUUCUCGGGGAAACCAUUGGUGGGGUAAAUCGACCGUUUUCUCAGACUCCGUAAUGAAUUAGUUUUACUUUGACUGUAUCUUUCAGCGCUAUGUCCAGUAGGAUGGAUACUCAGCCUUCAUGGUUCAUGCUAUAAAAUAUCUUCCAACCAACUGGACUGGAACUCAGCGAAGUCCGCCUGUAACGACCAGGGAUCAAGCUUAGUUAUACUGAACUCGUUGGAUGAAAUAGGAGAGCUGAUCAAAAGAACAAAGGGCCAGACGUGGAUUGGCUUAAAGCGAGAUCUCAUGAACCAUUCAAGCUGGAAAUGGGUUGAUGGGUCUGGCGCUUUUUAUAGCUACUGGUUGAGUGGAGAGCCGAACAAUCACGGAGGCAACGAAGAUUGUGUUGUAAUGAACCCUCACAUAGGAACAUGGAAUGACCAAGGGUGUGGGAAAUCUCAUUAUUACGUUUGUGAAAUCAACGGUAACACAACUUUCUAUGAUAAUAAGUAA